Messenger RNA from Archocentrus centrarchus (flier cichlid), 3049 nucleotides. Its product is annotated as GTPase IMAP family member 8-like. Gene Ontology annotation, molecular function: GTP binding. The record is from RefSeq and is a predicted model, not a curated record. Lineage: Eukaryota; Metazoa; Chordata; Actinopteri; Cichliformes; Cichlidae. The transcript has 4 exons. Bases 200 to 3049 code for a protein of 949 amino acids.
CUGACGUGCUGCUGUCAGUGCAUGAACUCUGCUUAUCAGCUGCUCUCACUCAGUCAGUGACAUUAUGCUGUUGGAGCAGCUCUCUUAUCUGACAUAUUUGACUGACUGUAGUACAUCAGUGACAUCAACCAAUAAUAUGAAGUAAAAUAUACCACAGCCUCAGCUUUCAGCUUCUGAGCACAACUUCUGUUUGCACAAGAUGGAAAAAUCACAAUCUGUACCUCAACUGAGGAUUGUGAUGCUUGGAAAAAGCAACGAUGAUAAAACAACUCUGAGCACAUUGAUCAGUGGAAGAUACGACUGUCCUCAUCAGAAAUCAAAGAAGCAGUUUGUUCAUAUUGAAGGCAGCUGGAGGAGAACUCCGUUCACUCUGGUGAAAACAUCAAAUAUCUUCAGUCUGCCUGCAGAAAGAGUGAGACAUGAGAUGAAGAUGUGUGUGGCCCAUUGCCCCCCUGGACCAAAUGUUCUGCUGCUGCUGCUGAAUCCUUUAGAUUUCACUGAGGAGGACGGACAAAAAAUGAAGUCCAUCAUGAGCUUCUUUGGACCGGAUGCUUUUAAACAUUCAAUGGUCAUCACAACACAUAAUGACAGGGGAGGGAAUUUGUCAGUGAACCAACUCGUCCAAGAAUGUGGACAAAGGAAACACAGGAUCAACUUUGAUGGAAAAUAUUUUCCUGAACACGUUAUUCAAGAACUGAUGAAACAAAUGGAGAAGAUAGUGAGUGAGAACAGGGGAUAUUUAACAUUUACUGAAGACACUGAUCCCAUUGUGAAGCCUAAAAUUGCAAACUGUCCUCUUCAGCUGAUGCUGUGUGGGAGAGACGGAGGCUGGAAAACCUCAGCAGUGAACGCUAUCCUGGGACAAAGACCCUUUGGUCCAGCUGGUAACUCAUCAGAGUUUACUAAACACCAGGCAGAGGUUUGUGGACGCUCGGUCUCUGUGCUGGUGCUGCCUGCUUUGUAUGGUAAACCUAACGAGGCAGCGAUGAGGGAGUCAUACAAGAGCGUCUCGCUCUUUGAACCUGAAGGUGUCCAUGCCUUCAUCCUGGUCCUCCCGCUGGAUCGUCCUACCGAUGAAGACAAGAAAGAACUGGAAGCCAUCCAGAAUACUUUCAAGUGUAGAAUCAAAAAGUUCACCAUUAUACUUUUUACUGUGGACGUAAAUCCACUUUACCACCUCCUAGCAGUGGAGAGGUUUCUACAGGAAGACAAAGACAUCCAGCAGCUCUGUGAGAGUUGUGGUGAACGAUGUGUUGUCUUUAACAUCCAAGACAAGCAGCAAGUGUCUGAUCUGUUGCACACGGUGGAGACAAUGAGACAGAUGGAACGCAGAGGCUUCACAAAAGAUAUGUUUCCCAAACCUCCAGUGAAUCUAGUUACAAGACGAGAAUCGUUAUUAAAGGCAGAAAAAUACAGAUAUCACAGGACAUCAGCUACCAUGACGGUACAAAGCAGAGAUCCUCUCAGGAUGGUGCUGAUUGGAAAGACUGGAAGUGGAAAGAGUGCCACUGGAAACACCAUGUUGGGCAGACGGUGCUUUUAUUCAAAAGCCUGUGUAAAGUCUGUGACGAGUGUUUGUCAGAAAGAAACAGCAGAGAUUAACGGGCGCCCCGUCAUCGUGGUCGACACGCCCGGCUUGUUCGACACGACUCUGUCCACUCAACAAAUUAAACUGGAACUCGUGAAAUGCAUCAACUUAUUGGCUCCUGGACCUCACGUUUUCUUACUGGUGGUGCAGAUCGGUCGCUUUACGCAGGAAGAAAAAGACACCGUGGAGCUCAUCAAAAACUUUUUUGGUGAGAAGUCAAAGGACUUCAUCAUCCUCAUCUUCACCAGAGGAGAUGAUCUUAGUAAUCAAACAAUUAAGGAUUACAUACAAGACGACAGUCAAGGUUUCCUCAAAAAGCUGACCAAGGAUUGUGGAGAACGGUACCACGUCAUCAAUAACAAUGAUCAAAACAAUCGUUCUCAAGUCACUCGGCUGCUGGACAAGAUUGAAUCGAUGGUGAGGAAAAAUGGUGGUGGCUACUACACAUCAGAGAUGUUUCAAGAAGCAGAGGCAGCAAUACAGAAGGAAAUGCAGAAGAUCAUGAAGGAGAAAGAAAGACAGAUCCAGAGUGAACAGAGGGAUCUGGAAAGAAAAUAUGAAGAGGAAAUGCAAGUGAAGAGGAACACAUUAGCAAAGCUAACAGCCAAAUUUGAAGAGGAAAUAAAAGAAAGCCGAGCCCAGCUAGCCAAAGAAAUGAAGGUUCACAUUAAGAAACAGCAGGAGAAUAUAAACAGAGAAAGAAAAAAGAGAGAAGAAGAGGAGAGGAACAAGAAAUGGCAGGAGGAAGUCCAACAAUAUCAGUGGGAUAAAGAAGAUGGAGCUCUGCAGAAAGAAAUACAAAAACUGGUGAUUGUUGAUGGGAUCUUAUUACAGAACAGAGAAAUAAUGAGAAAAGAAAGAACAGUUUGGGAGGAAGAAAGAAGGGCAUGGUGGAAAAAACAACAUUGUGAGGAAGAAAAGCGACAUCAGGAGGAGCAAAGACGACUUCAAAAGCUCCAAGAAGAAUAUCAGCAGGAACCAGAGAGAUAUGAACUCAAAAGAAGACAAGAAGAAAAUACCCAAAGAGAACAAGAGGAACGAGAACUGAAAGAAAAGUAUAGGAAACAACUGGAAGAAUUAAGGAGGAAACAUGAAGAGGAGGCCAGAAAACAAGCUGAGGAAUCCAAUGAAUUCAGACAGAGAUAUACCGAGGAUGCUUCAGCUGAGAUGGAAAAGUACAAAAAGGAAAUAGAAGCUUUGAAGCAGAGGCAACAAAACCAAAAUGACUUAAUGAUAAGGCAGCUGAGGAGAAACAAGGCCUACGACAAAAGGUUUGAUGAGCUGCAGAAAAGACAAGAACGAGAAAUGGAUCGCCUGAAAUCGUCGAGCUGUUUCGAAAGUAAAGAGCAACUAAACGAGCAAAUGGAUCUUCUGAAGAAGGUCCAUCAGGAAGAGAUAAAUGAGUGGAUUCAGGAACAUGUAAAGAAAGCCACACAAGAUAAGACUUGUAGCAUUUUAUGA